Molecule: messenger RNA, 1518 nt
Organism: Drosophila persimilis
Lineage: Eukaryota; Metazoa; Arthropoda; Insecta; Diptera; Drosophilidae
Gene: nopo
Product: E3 ubiquitin-protein ligase TRAIP
Exons: 7
Coding region: 17-1315 (432 amino acids)
Source: RefSeq, a predicted model, not a curated record
UGCAUCGAGUUAAAUAAUGUUGAAUUUGAAUUGCGUUAUUUGCGCCGAACUCUUCGCACAAUCUGAUGAGGUGUACGUCACCAUCUGUGGCCACUUGUUCCAUCACAACUGCCUCAACCAAUGGCUGGAUCGCUCCAAGACAUGCCCCCAGUGCCGCAACAAAUGCACCACCCGGCACAUUUGGCGCGUCUACUUCAACCUGGCUAACCUGGACGUUAGUCGGAUCGAUGUUGGCUCACUGCAGGAGCAGCUGGACAACGCAAAUCUAGCCGUGAAAAUGAAGGAGAAGGAGUUCAAAAAGGUGGAGCAGCAACUAAAGGAGCUGAAGGAUACGCAAAAGAAGUGCCUCAAGACCAUCGCUGGUCUCGAACAGAAGGUGCAGAAGAAGGAGUUCCUGGUUAGCAGCUACGUGGAACAGAUUAGCCUCCUUAAGAGCGAAGCCCAACUGCUGGAUGGCUUGCGCAGGGAGAACAAGUCUCUUAAACUCCAAGUCCAAUCAAUGGAAGGUGUUUCGGCCAUUCUGGCUGCUAGCUCUGCGGAUGCCGAGCUUCUGCUCAAGAAUGAGGCCAAUCCCUAUGUCCUGGCAAGCUGGGUAUCCACACUAAAGCGGGAGCUGCGGCAGUGCGAGAACAAGAAGACGGAGCUUCGAAACAUAAUUAAGCUGGUGCAGAAUGAUUUGCGCAAGGAAAUCGACCUGAAGCGUACGAUGGAAGAGCGGAUUUCGCAUCUGGAGAGCGAUCUUUACCAGAACCAGGAGAAGCUUCUUGCUUUGGAACGGGAUCAACCGAUCAAUGUGGAUUCGCCCAACAGCUCGACCGGUCUGAACAGCAACAUUAUGGCGCUGAAGCGUGAUGAGAAGCGUAUCACCAUUUCGCCCACAAUUAAGGAAAACAUCAAGCGCAUUGAAGAGUCGAAUUCCCCAUACCUCAACAUCAAGUCCAGCAGCGUGGGGCUGAGUCACCUUCUGAAUACCAAGUGCAGCACAGGACUCAGCAGCAUAUCUCCUAUAAUGAGUGGUGCCUCCGGUGUGAGUAUGGCCAGCGGCACCGUGCGCAAAACUAGCAGUGAUCUUAGUUCAAAGUACUCGAUAUUCAAGAAACCGCGUCUGCUGUUGGGCUCAGGCAGUUCUGGGGUGGCGGCAACCAUGGGCUCAAACUUUGUGUACAAUGGAAUGGGCGGUUCCGAAAAGAUAGAUCCCUUUGCGCAGCGCGCCGAGGAGGAGAGUCAAGCUAAUGGCGUGCAGGCACCUUUGGCCAGGAAUGUCAACCAGCGCCUGAAGGCCGGAACGCUGCGCAAUUUUAAGAUCGGCAAAUAGGCGCCGCGGAUAGUCUGAUUAUUAGGGAAAUAAAUUAACCAAGACUGCCUCAGUUGUGAAUAGAUUGCGAUAGCUAUUGAGGAUGAUAUUUUAGGUUAGCAAAUGCACGAUUUAUCAGUAGUAGGAGUGAGUGUGUAGCUCGUGCUGGCAUGCAGAAUAAUGAAGUUAUACCUAGGUUAUAAAAAUACAAAAUACAUAAUCAA